This is a messenger RNA of Ylistrum balloti, 1467 nucleotides long. Its product is annotated as neuronal acetylcholine receptor subunit alpha-10-like. Bases 1 to 1467 code for a protein of 488 amino acids. Gene Ontology annotation, cellular component: membrane; synapse; neuron projection. Lineage: Eukaryota; Metazoa; Mollusca; Bivalvia; Pectinida; Pectinidae. The record is from RefSeq and is a predicted model, not a curated record. Gene Ontology annotation, biological process: signal transduction; nervous system process; monoatomic ion transmembrane transport. Gene Ontology annotation, molecular function: extracellular ligand-gated monoatomic ion channel activity; neurotransmitter receptor activity; transmembrane signaling receptor activity. The transcript has 7 exons.
AUGUCGUUCUUCAUGUAUGAUAAACGAAUGGAAUAUAAAGUAAUGUAUUUGAAAUUGAUUCAACCAUGUGCCAGCAGUGUUGCUGAAAAGGCCAACGUCUCUGCCCUUAUGACCCAUCUCUUCACGAAUUACCAUAAUGAAGUUAAACCAGUGUGUGACAUCAACAGACCGGUCGAAGUAAGAAUUGGAAUGGCUCUCAGACAAAUUAUAGAGUUGAAUGAACCAAAACAACUUCUCCAGAUAAAUGCUUGGAUGAGAUGGAACUGGGAUGACUGUAAUCUGGUAUGGAACGCUACAGAAUUUGAUUCUAUAGCUCAUCUCAUCGUCCCAGUCAAAAAACUAUGGAUUCCAGACAUCACUCUUUAUGAUAAUGCCGGUAGUAUUGUCGAGGGUGUAAAGGACUACAGACUAACCAUUUCAUCAUCGGGUUCAAUCGCCUACAACUUCCCAACAGUCAUCACUAGUCUCUGUCAGGUCGAUGUGACCUACUUUCCUUUUGAUACUCAAACAUGCGCACUGACGUUUGGAUCCUGGGCUUACCAUGGGUUACAGCUCAACGUCACGAACAGUACAGUAUCAGGAGAUCUGACGUCAUUCGUGAACAACGUAGAGUGGGAUGUGAAGGCCGUCAACAUUAUUCGUCACGUAAUAUACUAUGGAUGUUGCCCGGAACCCUACCCGGAUGUGACGUUUUAUCUCGUACUCGAUCGGAAGCCCCUAUUUUACCUGCUAAAUUUGAUGUUUCCGUGUAUGCUGAUAACAUCUGUGGCCUGUUUGGGUUUCCUACUUCCCCCGGACUCCGGAGAGAAAGUUUCCCUGGAGAUAACUGUCCUUCUCUCACUGGCUGUUUUCCUUUUGGUCGUGUCUGAAACAUUGCCUCCUUCAUCGGAGACAUUUCCAUAUAUAGGUGUCUACUUUCUAUGUGCCAUGCUGUUGGUAUCUGUUUCUUGUCUGAUGACAGUCGUUGUACUCAAUCUCCACUACAAGGGCAAUCACGGCAAAGAGGUUCCGAAGAUUAUCAGGAACAUUUUCUUCGGUGUCCUCGGGAAACUGGUCUUAGUCAAAACACCACAAAAAUCCACAGCGACAGUCGCGCCCUCCCCACCAACGCCAAAGAUAAUUGAAGUUCAAGCCUUUGAUUUUGAAAUGAAAAACAACAGCCUUGACAACGGAAAACAAAAUAACAAGACAAUUGAUGAAACAAAUAGAUAUGAAAACAGUAAGAAUGUCAAAUCGAGUGAAUCUGAUUCUCAUUUGAAUGCCACUGAACUGAUCAACAUCUUGAGAAAACAACUCGAGUCGCUGUCCAAGAUCGAAAGAUUCAUGCGCGAUCACAACAAAUGGGAGGAGAAUAUUGCGGAGUGGCAACUUCUAGGCCAAAUCGUGGACCGAAUCUUCCUUUUCAUCUUCAUAAUCAUCAGUUUCAUCACCACUGUAACAAUAUUCAUCCAAACCUCCACAAAUUGA